This is a messenger RNA of Rhizoctonia solani, 492 nucleotides long. Its product is annotated as ATP-dependent RNA helicase DOB1. Lineage: Eukaryota; Fungi; Basidiomycota; Agaricomycetes; Cantharellales; Ceratobasidiaceae. The transcript is spliced from 2 exons. The record is from RefSeq and is a predicted model, not a curated record. Bases 1 to 492 code for a protein of 163 amino acids.
AUGGCUUUAUCUAGCAUACCGGUGCGCGAGUUGGAGCUCUAUUCAACAGGGCUGAACCUGGGUACCAGCCGUGAAUGGUCUACCCCUCGGGGAUUCCUACUCGAGUUAACUACUGCACUUCCUCAUCUGAUUCGGUUGGAGGUCAUGCUGAGAAACGAGGGCGAAAGGGAGCUGGUAGAUACUCUGACAGAGGCAGUCCACAAUUUCAUCACUCACCUCAAGGACUUGCAAUGUUUUGUCAUAAAAACAAACCUGGAAUCGUCCCCAUCGUAUACCACCUAUCUGACUGAGAGGGAGGAAGUUCAACUGUGUCGGACAUGGCGCAGUUCCUGCUCGGAUCUAAAUGAAGUCGAGUACCUCUCGGGCCGACGAUGGAAAUUAUUCGGAGACCAAUGGCUUCAAUCGUAUUCUCAACCAUAUUCUAAUAUUAGCGUAGAAAGACCGUGGAUGAGGGACUUGAAACCUCCACGGGCAACUUCCGCGCCUCUAUAA